GUUGAAAACCGUGGGCCCCUAUUGCUGAUCAUCAAUGGCACGAUAACAGGUGUCGCGGCGAUCAUUGUGGGUCUUCGCGUGAUUUCGAGGGUCUUCAUCGUGAAAAUGUUUGGCUUGGACGACUGGAUAAUGGUGGCUGCGAUGAUUUUCGCAAUCUUAAACGUGGUGGUUGCGGGGCUUGGAGUCAAGUAUGGAACAGGAAAGCACAAAUGGGAUCUCAUCAAAGCAGACGUGCUACCUACAGCGAAGGUUCGAUACGUGACUCACAUCAUUUAUACCCUGAUCAGCGGUCUGAUCAAGGUAUCAAUCUGUCUGCUAUACCUGCGAGUGUUCCCUAACAUCCGAGUAAUCUGCCUUGGAACAAUCGCAUUCGUUACGGCCAUGAGUGUCGCAAUUAUUCUCGCAACCAUCUUUCAAUGUUCACCGAUCGAUGCUGUCUACAACGAACAGAAAUAUAAACAUUAUACUUGCUUUGCGUCUAUUCCGUUUUGGUAUGCGACCGCCGCGCUAUCACUGGUGACGGAUAUUUGGAUUCUUCUCUUGCCACUGAAAACAGUUCUAGGUCUUCAUCUUGGAACUAGGAAAAAAGUUAUCGUCGCUGGUUUACUAUCAUUGGGCUCCUUUGCAUGUAUAGCCAGCAUCGUGCGGAUGGUCUACAUUGUGAGAUUAUAUCAAAGCUCAGAUCCUUCCUGGGACACCUUUGGGAUUUCGAUUUGGUCGGGAAUCGAAAUAGCUGUCGCUAUCAUCGCUGCUAGCAUUCCGGCAACCAAGCCGAUCGUGAACAACCUAUUUCCAAGGCUGUUUCCCAGCAGCGCUGGCAUAUCGCAGUCAGCCAACCACCGAGGUUAUCCGUCAGGCAGUCGUAGUGAAAGUACUCCACGCCGCUAUCGAAGGGAUAGCAUUCCACUCUCACUUUUCACAAGGAGAGAAGGAAGUGGUACGGGGGAUGAUGAGUCUACAAAAGCAAUAGCGCAUGCAACCUGA
Penicillium samsonianum is the source of this 984-nucleotide messenger RNA. RefSeq lists its product as uncharacterized. The annotation marks the transcript as partial. The record is from RefSeq and is a predicted model, not a curated record. Lineage: Eukaryota; Fungi; Ascomycota; Eurotiomycetes; Eurotiales; Aspergillaceae. The transcript has 4 exons.